CUGCAGUUAACUGCCUUAAAAUCGGAAAAGAGGGAAGAUCCAAGGCCAUCUCCAAUAAGUGGAAACCGAAUUUUCCCAUGCCUGAGAAUUUGUUUUUCCUGGAAAAGUGAGCACAAGAAUUUUGCUUUGCUGGGCUUUGCUUUGCUUUGCGUUGUUCCCAAGCCAUCUUUCUGCUUUCUUAACAAGUCCACUGCCUAUUUGUUAUCUCUAUGGGAUCUGAAAUGGGUCUAAGACUAGUUGUUUAGAAUUUAUUGUUGGAGAGACAUUUGAACUCCAAAUUGAAGCAUCCAUGGAAGAAAAUCCGUUUCCUGCAUGGUCUUGGUCUGUGGAGCAGUGUCUGAAAGAAUACAAUGUGAGAAUAGAUAAGGGCCUGAGCAGCUAUGAGGUUGAGAAACGGCGUGAGAGGUACGGUUGGAACGAACUCACCAAAGAAAAAGGGAAGCCGCUAUGGCGCCUUGUAUUGGAACAGUUUGAUGAUAUGCUUGUAAAAAUCCUUCUAGUCGCUGCUUUCAUAUCCUUCAUUCUUGCUUACUUGCAUGGAGAUGAAUGUGAGGAAUUGGGAUUUGAGGCCUAUGUGGAACCCUUUGUGAUUGUGCUGAUUUUGGUGUUGAAUGCCAUUGUUGGAGUAAUUCAGGAGACCAAUGCUGAAAAGGCACUUGAAGCCCUUAAGGAGAUGCAAUGUGAAUCUGGGAAGGUUUUAAGGGAUGGAUAUUUCGUGCCAGAUUUGCCAGCACGGGAACUUGUCCCUGGUGAUAUCGUAGAGUUGCGUGUUGGUGACAAAGUCCCUGCUGAUAUGAGAGUUGCAGCUUUGAAAACCUCAACCCUGAGAGUAGAACAGAGUUCAUUAACGGGAGAGGCGAUGCCUGUUCUGAAAGGCACUAGUCCAAUAUUCAUGGAUGAUUGUGAGUUGCAGGCUAAAGAAAAUAUGGUUUUUGCAGGGACAACAGUUGUUAAUGGAAGCUGCAUUUGUAUUGUUGUGAACACUGGGAUGAACACUGAGAUUGGGAAAAUACAGACACAAAUACAUGAGGCCUCUUUGGAAGAGAGCAACACUCCUUUGAAGAAGAAACUGGAUGAAUUUGGAAAUAGGCUUACGACUGUAAUUGGGCUUGUUUGCCUCAUUGUUUGGGUGAUCAAUUACAAAUAUUUUCUCACAUGGGAUCUUGUGAAUGGAUGGCCUACCAAUUUUCGAUUUUCUUUUGAGAAAUGCACCUACUAUUUUAAGAUUGCUGUUGCUCUUGCAGUAGCUGCAAUCCCAGAGGGCCUUCCUGCAGUAAUCACAACUUGUUUAGCUCUCGGUACAAGAAAAAUGGCACAAAAGAAUGCAAUUGUACGGAAGCUUCCAAGUGUGGAGACCUUGGGAUGUACAACUGUGAUUUGUUCGGAUAAAACUGGGACCUUGACAACAAACCAGAUGUCGGCGACAGAAUUUUUCACAUUAGGGGGGAAAAUCACAUCUUCUCGAAUUUUUCAUGUGGAAGGCUCAACUUAUGAUCCAAAGGAUGGUGGAAUUGUUGAUUGGAAUUGCUACAACAUGGAUGCUAACUUGCAAGCCAUGGCAGAAAUAUGUGCUGUCUGCAAUGAUGCUGGGAUUUUUUGCAAUGGCCGUCUCUUCAGAGCAACAGGUUUGCCCACUGAGGCAGCUCUCAAGGUUUUGGUUGAAAAAAUGGGAGUCCCAGAUGUUAAGGCAAGGAACAAAAUCCGUGACACACAGCUUGCUGCAAGCUAUUUGAUUGAUCGCAGUACGGUGAAGUUAGGAUGUUGUGAAUGGUGGACAAAAAGAUCAAAAAGAGUUGCUACACUAGAGUUUGACCGCAUUCGCAAAUCAAUGAGUGUUCUCGUCCGUGAGCCCACUGGGCGCAAUCGACUUCUUGUCAAGGGUGCUGUUGAGAGUCUAUUGGAGCGCAGUUCACAUGUGCAGCUUGCUGAUGGAUCACUUGUUCCCUUAGAUGAACCUUAUAGGCAACUGUUGUUGUUGAGAAACUUGGAAAUGAGUUCAAAGGGUCUGCGGUGCUUGGGUCUGGCAUAUAAAGAUGACUUGGGAGAGUUCUCAGACUACUAUACUGAGACUCAUCCUGCCCACAAGAAGUUGCUUGAUCCAGCUUGCUACUCCUCCAUUGAGAGUGAACUGGUUUUCGUGGGGGUCGUAGGUCUAAGGGACCCACCUCGUGAUGAAGUUCACAAGGCAAUUGAUGAUUGUAGAGAAGCUGGGAUCAAGGUUAUGGUCAUAACUGGAGAUAAUAAGUCCACUGCUGAGGCCAUCUGUCAGGAAAUUCGAUUGUUUUCCGAAGGUGAGCAACUUAAAGGGGCAAGUUUCACAGGCAAAGAGUUCAUGGCUCUUUCCCCAUCAGAACAAAUUGAAAUUCUGUCAAAACCUGGAGGGAAGGUUUUCUCACGCGCUGAGCCUAGGCACAAGCAAGAAAUUGUUAGGAUGCUGAAAGAGAUGGGGGAAAUUGUUGCAAUGACUGGAGACGGUGUCAAUGAUGCCCCUGCAUUGAAACUUGCUGACAUUGGAAUCGCCAUGGGCAUCACUGGGACUGAGGUUGCAAAAGAAGCUUCAGAUAUGGUUCUGGCAGAUGACAAUUUCAGUACCAUAGUUUCAGCCGUUGCAGAGGGUCGCUCAAUUUAUAACAACAUGAAGGCUUUUAUUAGGUAUAUGAUAUCUUCCAAUGUUGGGGAGGUUAUAUCCAUUUUCUUAACAGCUGCACUGAGCAUACCAGAAUGUAUGAUACCUGUGCAGCUUCUGUGGGUCAAUUUGGUCACCGAUGGUCCACCUGCAACAGCUCUUGGAUUUAACCCUGCUGAUGUUGAUAUAAUGCGGAAACCACCUCGUAAAAGUGAUGAUGCUCUGAUAAACUCUUGGGUUCUCUUCCGUUACUUGGUAAUUGGUUCAUAUGUGGGCAUUGCAACUGUAGGAGUCUUCAUUUUGUGGUACACCCAGGCUUCAUUUCUUGGUAUCAAUCUUGUGAGUGAUGGGCACACAUUGGUUGAACUAUCCCAGCUUCGCAACUGGGGAGAGUGCUCCUCAUGGUCCAAUUUCACUGUCACUCCAUUCACAGUUGGUGAUGGGCGGGUGAUCACAUUUUCAAAUCCUUGUGACUACUUCUCUGUUGGUAAAGUUAAGGCGGCGACUCUCUCACUCUCUGUCUUGGUGGCAAUAGAGAUGUUCAAUUCCCUCAAUGCCCUCUCAGAAGACAACAGCUUAGUCACAAUGCCACCCUGGAGGAAUCCUUGGCUUCUUGUUGCUAUGUCAUUCUCAUUUGGGAUGCAUUGCCUCAUACUCUAUGUUCCCUUCCUGGCAGAUGUUUUUGGUAUCGUCCCCCUGAGUCUGAAUGAAUGGUUUCUUGUUAUCCUGGUUUCUGCACCUGUGAUUCUUAUUGAUGAGGUUCUUAAAUUAGUGGGAAGGAGACGAAGAUGGAAAAGAAAGAAGAAGAAGACAGCAUAAUGUAAUGUCAGGUCAACAAUUGUUAUAUUAUUCUUUGAUAACUUUGAUUUUCUGCACAAUGAUACCUUGUUCCAUACUGCAAGAAAAGGCACGAACCAAUUGGAAUCAAAAGUAUCGUUUCAUUGCCGGUUUCAGUAGGCUGUCAUUCUGAAUCCAGUUAUCUUCUUACUUUGAAGCAAAGGGCUUUGAAUCCAUUGUUUGUAAUUUCUGAACCUGUAGCCAGAUUUUACAUGUCCUGAAAUGAAGUUCUCGGUUGUUUUA
Vitis riparia (riverbank grape) is the source of this 3706-nucleotide messenger RNA. Its product is annotated as calcium-transporting ATPase, endoplasmic reticulum-type. The record is from RefSeq and is a predicted model, not a curated record. Gene Ontology annotation, cellular component: membrane. Gene Ontology annotation, molecular function: ATP binding; ATP hydrolysis activity; P-type calcium transporter activity. The coding region runs from base 290 to 3445 and encodes 1051 amino acids. Lineage: Eukaryota; Viridiplantae; Streptophyta; Magnoliopsida; Vitales; Vitaceae. Gene Ontology annotation, biological process: calcium ion transmembrane transport; intracellular calcium ion homeostasis. The transcript is spliced from 8 exons.